Molecule: messenger RNA, 270 nt
Organism: Acaulospora morrowiae
Lineage: Eukaryota; Fungi; Glomeromycota; Glomeromycetes; Diversisporales; Acaulosporaceae
Source: the annotation of a GenBank genome assembly
AUGGUUAGAGGUUCAAGCUUUCGGAAAACGAAUGCAAUACUUUCAUUAACACUACACCUUUCCGGAACCACAAAGGUUGUCGAAACAUGCAAUGCCGCACAAUGGCUGAAGAUACCUCAUACGAUAGAACAUUCUUUGCGAACAGUGGCAAUGGUGGCAUGGAAAAAUCUUUGUACAGUGGCAGAAAUGACGACAAUGGCUGAAACAGUGGCUGAAACAGUGGCGACAAUGGCUAGUGGAAUAAUCCAAGAAACAGUGGCAAUGGAAUAA